This is a messenger RNA of Osmia bicornis bicornis, 1936 nucleotides long. It is a transcript of the gene Idh3g, whose product is annotated as isocitrate dehydrogenase [NAD] subunit gamma, mitochondrial. Gene Ontology annotation, cellular component: mitochondrion. Gene Ontology annotation, biological process: isocitrate metabolic process; tricarboxylic acid cycle. The transcript has 3 exons. Bases 121 to 1275 code for a protein of 384 amino acids. NCBI's taxonomy places the organism in Eukaryota, Metazoa, Arthropoda, Insecta, Hymenoptera, Megachilidae. The record is from RefSeq and is a predicted model, not a curated record.
UUUCCAUCCUAUAGAGAUCAUAGUUUGAACGGCGCUGAAAAUUUGGAGUUGCCAAGGACUUUCAAGUGCUUUCAAGGUAUUGUUAAAAUAGAAUUUAGGAAAUAAAAAAUAAUAUUCGAAAUGGCUACUCGAUCCAUGGUUAAAUAUUUACGUGCAAAAAGUGUUGUAUCGCAAAUCCAUAGAUGUGCUUCGUUAUCUGCCUUUGAAAUACAACAUAAAACUCCAACAAUUAAAAAAGUAAUGCCCAUACCAAAAGCUCAUUAUGGUGGACGGCAUACAGUUACUUUAUUACCUGGUGCUGGAAUUGGUCCAGAAUUAAUGAUCUAUGUAAAGGAGGUUUUUAGUUAUGCAGGUGUACCAGUAGAUUUUGAAGAUGUAGACAUUGAUCCUAAUGCAGAUGAUAAUGUUGAUUUAGAUUAUGCUAUCACAUCGAUUCGUAGAAAUGGUGUGGCAUUAAAAGGAAACAUUGAAACUCGUAGUACAGAAGCUGGUGUGUUAUCUAGGAAUGUUGCUCUUAGGAAUCAGUUGGAUCUUUAUGUAAACGUUUUGCAUUGUGUAUCAUAUCCAGGAGUAAAUUCACGUCACAAGAAUAUUGAUAUUGUUAUUGUAAGGCAAAAUACAGAAGGAGAAUAUGCUAUGUUAGAACAUGAAAGCGUAAAAGGUGUUGUAGAAAGCAUGAAAGUUAUUACAAGCACAAACUCUGAACGUCUUGCAAGAUAUGCAUUUGAAUAUGCUAAAAGAAAUGGAAGAAAAAAGAUUACUACAGUUCAUAAGGCAAAUAUAAUGAAGCUCUCUGAUGGAUUGUUUUUAGAAACAUCUAGAAAAGUUGCAAAGGAUUAUCCAGAAAUUACACUCAAUGAUAUGAUUAUUGAUAACACCUGUAUGCAGUUAGUUUCUAAUCCACACCAGUUUGAUAUUGUGUUAACAACUAACUUGUAUGGAGCAAUUGUAUCAAAUGUAGUAUGUGGAUUGUUAGGUGGUGCUGGAUUAUUAGCAGGUAAAAAUUUCGGGGAUCAUUAUACAGUGUUUGAGCCAGGUACUCGUAAUACUGGUACAGGUAUUGCCGGAAAAAAUAUUGCUAAUCCUAUUGCAAUGUUAAAUGCUGCCGUUGAUAUGUUACGUCAUCUUGGACAUAAGCAUCAUGCUAUUUUAAUUCAAAAUGCAAUUAAUAAAACUAUCAAUCAAGGUAUUCACACCCGCGAUCUUGGUGGACAAGCUACAAGCCGGGAAGUUGUUGAUUCCAUCAUGAAACAUAUUAAAAUAGCAUCUACUUAAGACUGACGUAAUAUAUUUUGUUGUGUAAUAUCUGUAGAAACAUCUACAUACUCGUGCACAUAUGUAUAUUAUAGAACUCCACUUUUUAAAAAUAAUAUUCAGUUAUUUGUUGAAAUAUUACAUCGUUGUACUUGAUGGUCAUGAUUAUAUUUUUCAAUUUAAAGAAAUUCUAUAAAAUUGCUUAAACUGCACAAAAUUAUAUUAAAUAUGACGAAUUUGAUUUCUUUAAUAUAUUAUUUUUAUUUAAUAUAACGACACUAUAUACCGAGUUACCAAAAUUUAAAUUUUCUGAAAUAUACAUUGUAAGCAUUGAAAUUAAUGUAGAUAAUUGAUUAAAUGUAGUAACUAUCUUUACGGGACGAAUUUGAGAUGUAAAGUGUUACUUUACUUUCAUCUCAGAAAUAUCUUCUUGUAUUAUACCAUAUACAUAUUUAUAUAUAACUAUAUUUAUUGAAACUGUAUAAGUAGAAACUCUCCAAACUUGACAACAAAUUAUGCUAAAAUAUAGUAAUGAAUUUAAUGUAUUUUAUUAUUAAAUUCUCUAAUCUUGAACUUGAAACAGCUGAAACAAUGCGAAGAAUUUAAGUAAUCAUUAUUUAAUACUAUUAACAAUAUUGUAUUAGACAUAAAGAAAAUUAAAACUUUAUUCUAUAAAAACUGA